This is a messenger RNA of Bombus pyrosoma, 1142 nucleotides long. RefSeq names its product putative cyclin-dependent serine/threonine-protein kinase DDB_G0272797/DDB_G0274007. Lineage: Eukaryota; Metazoa; Arthropoda; Insecta; Hymenoptera; Apidae. The record is from RefSeq and is a predicted model, not a curated record. Bases 595 to 975 code for a protein of 126 amino acids. The transcript has a single exon.
UGUAUGUGUGUUUGAGUGAGAAAGAGGCAGAGAUCGAAGGAUUAAACGGAAGAAGAGAAGGAGGAGAAGAGAAAUAAAAGAGUAAAAAGGAAGGAUGUUGGAUAGGAUGGUAGGGAGAAGGGUGGUAGGUAAAAGCAGGAUGGAAACGAGAAGGGAAGGAGAGAAUCGACCGGGUGGUGCAAGAAGCGAAGGAAGAGAAGGCAAAAAGGAGGAAAAAAGGUGGGAUCCCUUAAAAAUUGAGACCCACAGAGGUGGGGAUCGGAAUUUCGGGCCCCGUAAACCGGCCAGUCUCGAGGAGGCCUUCGCGAAGAUGAGGUGAAGAGAAGAGGAAAUAGACAUCCGACGGGAUAGAAGAAGAAGAAGGAGAACGAGAAGGAGAAGAAGAAGAAGAAGAAGAAGAGGAAGGCGAGGGCGAAGAGGAAAACGACGAGGAAGAAAAAGGCGGAGAAGAAGGAAAGGAAGAAGAGUAUAUAGGAGAGGAAAGAAAGAGACGGCAACGAUCACGACGAUCACGACGACCACGACGACGAAGAAGACGAAGAAGAAGAAGAAGAAGAAGAAGAGGAACCGUGCCUAGUCUACUGUGUACCCGGCAUGGACCGUCAGUACACACUCUGCGUACUCGUACCGGCGCACCAGUACCGCACCUACGUAAACAAUUACCAUCAGCAGGCGCAUCAACAGCGACUGCAACAACACCAACGCCAGCAAUAUUCCGAGCAGCAACGUUCCUGCAAACAGCCUUAUCAACAGGAGCAAAUUUACGAGAACGUCGUGUCCCAAUAUCGAAUGAGAAUGUGCUACCAUAACGACUACGAGAACGACGAGCAGAUACAGAGGUUCUACUGGGAGCAGUGCUACAGACGUGAUGACACCGACGCCACCGCAUACUAUUACUGUGAAUACGUAAGGACUCUUCCAGGAUUUUCGCGUACCUCGUGCGUUACUCUGACCUCUUGGAAUCCGUUGAAGUGAAAUUCCACGUCCGGCGUAUCAUCGUCAACGACUUUGUCAUCGAUCAGUGUUUUCCUUUUCAUACCUCUGCUAUCUAAUGUCUCAUAUUUCGUUCAAAUAUCUCUCUGUCUCUCCGAUCUCACGUGUCUCUAAUAUCAAGAUACGAUUCGCUGAUAACAUCGAAUAGA